This is a messenger RNA of Saccharomyces eubayanus, 450 nucleotides long. It is a transcript of the gene LIP1, whose product is annotated as sphingosine N-acyltransferase subunit LIP1. Lineage: Eukaryota; Fungi; Ascomycota; Saccharomycetes; Saccharomycetales; Saccharomycetaceae. The coding region runs from base 1 to 450 and encodes 149 amino acids. The transcript has a single exon. The record is from RefSeq and is a predicted model, not a curated record.
AUGUCUGAAACUGCUCCCAUUAUAACCAAACUAAUUCCCAAGCCAAAGCCAAAAGUUUUAAAUUUGUUUCGUGUUUGUUUUAUUUCAUUGCUCUUAAUCGCUGCUGUGGAAUACUUCAAAUACGGUACAAGAAUCAAUUAUGAAUGGUUCCACUGUACUCCAAUCAAGGAACCUCAAUCUGGCUCCGUGAUCAAACUUUGGGCUCGUGGUGGGCCAAGCUGUGACAAAAGAGGUGAAUAUAAAACCAUCGUAAAGAGAAUCACAAGAGAUUACGAACCCAACGAUGAACAUCUAUCCUUCUGUAUCAUCGAAAACGGCAACGUCCCUUCUGUUCACUACCCAAUCCAUGAAGAUAAAGGUGAACCUGGCUACGUAGCUUAUGUUGGCUACGAUACGGACUCUGAAUUAGUUCAAACACUGUGUGCUGAUUCCACCAUUUAUCAUAUGUAA